CAUGCACCAUCCUUCCCAUCAGUAACACAACUACCACUCGCAAACUACAAUAGCCAUCUCAGCCAUGCAGCAGGACAUGGACACGCAACCAGGCUCUAGUCGUGCUUUCCCUCCGGACACAGUUUCUUCUUACAGUACGACCAACUUUAGUGCACAGCAUCUUCGCCGUCCUCCUCGUUCGACAGCGCAACAUCGUCGACAUUCAUACGUCAUACCUGGAAGCAAAGCAUCAACCCAAAAGCUUCGCAGAGUCCCUGAAAAUUCAAGUUUUGGAACGGACACUGGAGUUGGCGGUCCUUUGUCAGCAGAUCAGCGAAUAUUUACUGUCUUAUCACCCGAUGCAAGCCGAGACCCGAUUUCCGGCGGCACAUAUGGAAAUAUUUACAAGUGUCUAUACCACGGAUCAGAGGGCGAUGCAGAGGUCGCCGUCAAAGCGAUUCGACCACAAUUCUUUAGUGUUGAGAUGUUUCGGAGAGAGCUUGGGAUUUGGAAGAGGUUGCGGCAUUCUAAUAUUUUGAAAUUCAUGGGUACAACUUCGGACUUUGGCCUAUCACUUCGUGACAUUGCUGCUGGCCUCAACUAUCGUGGGUGA
Messenger RNA from Suillus subalutaceus, 592 nucleotides. RefSeq lists its product as uncharacterized. The transcript is spliced from 5 exons. The record is from RefSeq and is a predicted model, not a curated record. The coding region runs from base 77 to 592 and encodes 171 amino acids. Lineage: Eukaryota; Fungi; Basidiomycota; Agaricomycetes; Boletales; Suillaceae. Gene Ontology annotation, molecular function: ATP binding; protein kinase activity. Gene Ontology annotation, biological process: protein phosphorylation.